Molecule: messenger RNA, 1104 nt
Organism: Lindgomyces ingoldianus
Lineage: Eukaryota; Fungi; Ascomycota; Dothideomycetes; Pleosporales; Lindgomycetaceae
Product: DUF1751-domain-containing protein
Exons: 2
Coding region: 1-1104 (367 amino acids)
Biological process (GO): retrograde vesicle-mediated transport, Golgi to endoplasmic reticulum
Cellular component (GO): Golgi apparatus; membrane
Source: RefSeq, a predicted model, not a curated record
AUGGCCCGAAUAAAUCUCCCACCGCUGACCCGGGCUCUGCUCGCCUCGGUCGUCACCUUCACAGUCCUCAACGCCAUGCUGCGUCCGCAGGGGAACUGGGUAGAAAAGGUCGAGAAGCCGCUGACCAGCGUCGGAAACGGUGUCCCCUACCUCGCCAUCGUCCCCGGGUCGUCUGUCAUAUAUCCCUGGGUCUUCCUUCUGGCAACCGUGGUGGAGCAAAAUGUCCUGGGUCUCAUCGUCACCGGGCUUACCGUCUUCUAUGGCGGGCGGUAUCUGGAGCGCGCGUGGGGCUCCAGCGAGUUCACCAAAUUCAUCCUCUUCGUCUCCAUGAUCCCCAAUCUUCUGAGCUUCCUUCUCUACAUCUUCGGCUACCUUCUUUCUAAAAAUGCUGCUACUCUGACUACAACCAUCUCCGGCGGCAUCGCCAUCCAGGCCGGCUUCCUCGUCUCUUUCAAGGAGCUCGUUCCUGAGCACACUGUCGCAAUCGCCAAGGGCCUCGUUCGCAUGCGCGUCAAGCAUUUCCCCGCCAUCUUCCUCCUCGCGAACACUAUCUCGGGCAUCGCAUUGGGAACAGAGACCGCCAUGUUCCUCGCCUGGUUCGGCUUCUUUACCGCCUGGGUGUACCUCCGCUUCUACCGUAUCAGCCCAUCGCUGUCCUCAGCCGCCACCGGUGACGGCUCUGUCAUCAGGGGUGAUGCCUCGGACACUUUCGCUUUUGCCUACUUCUUCCCCGAGCCCAUCCACACGCCCAUGGCGAAGCUGUCCGACCAGGUGUACAAUACCCUAAUAGCGCUGAAAGUGUGCACCCCGUUCUCUGCAGAGGAUAUCGACGCCGGAAAUGAGCAGGCGAGUGCCCGCGCGGAGGGAGGAUUGCCCAGCAUAAUGAACCCCAGCGGUCGCGGCGGGCGGGGCGGGGCAACGCGCGCGGAAGCCGAGCGAAGGCGAGCUCUUGCUCUCAAAGCCUUGGACCAGCGACUACACGCCGCAGCAUCUCGAGGGCCAUCUGCUCCCGCCCCACCUGCAGCCCCCACGGCUUCCAGUAUGCUCGGUGAGACAACUUACGAACCCGAACGACAUGACGAACCCGACAGGCCGGCGUCAUAA